Messenger RNA from Leptonychotes weddellii (Weddell seal), 478 nucleotides. NCBI's taxonomy places the organism in Eukaryota, Metazoa, Chordata, Mammalia, Carnivora, Phocidae. The record is from RefSeq and is a predicted model, not a curated record.
CGCUGCCUCGGCGGCCCGGCCCGGCUCGACGCCAAUGGUGGAGGCCAUAGUGGAAUUUGACUACCAGGCCCAGCACGACGAUGAGCUGACGAUCAGCGUGGGUGAGAUCAUCACCAACAUCAGGAAGGAGGAUGGAGGCUGGUGGGAGGGACAGAUCAACGGCAGGAGAGGUUUGUUCCCUGACAACUUUGUAAGAGAAAUAAAGAAAGAAAUGAAGAAAGACCCUCUCUCCAGCAAAGCUCCAGAAAAGCCCAUGCACGAAGUGUCCAGCGGAAAUGCUUUGCUAUCUUCUGAAACAAUUCUAAGAACCAAUAAGAGAGGCGAGCGAAGGAGGCGCCGCUGCCAGGUGGCGUUCAGCUACCUGCCCCAGAACGACGACGAGCUUGAGCUGAAGGUCGGCGACAUCAUAGAGGUAGUAGGAGAGUACAGUUUAACAGGUAAAACUUCAACACUGGUAAGUCGAAACUAUUCGGAAUAG